UAGACUCUAGAGAGAGAAAAAAAAACACAAACACGAAACACAAGCAGAAGCACAUCCUUGAUCCUUCUACUCUCGAAAUCUCGUUUCUCGGGCCAUCAGCUCACGAAUAUCAAGACCGCCCAGAGAGUGCUCCUUUGCUUCCUCGAGCGAGCGAGAGUCCCCAAAAGCUCCAAAAUUUACACAUGGCUGCUUCGAUCUAUGCCCUCCCCAGUUGCAUAUGAAUCUCAUAGAAAACCAAACCCAUUUUCUCUUACUCCAUAGGGUUGCUUGUGUGGAGGGGGAUUACAUUUUGGCACGUUGCCUGGGGUUUAUAAUGCUGGUUUCUUGAUGUGGAAUCUGAUGGGUUGAACUCAAAGAAUAAUGGGUAGCUUUAGUGGAGAGGAAGAAGAUUGUGGAUUCUUUGAUGCAGAAGAGGAAAUUGCAUCGACAUCCGAUGCAGGGUCUGAAACCAUUGAGACAUUCGAUUCCAAUUCUUCCUUCAUCAAUUGGGUUCCGGCUGGUUUUCCCUAUGAUUUGUGGAAUAGAACCCCGGGAAGUGUUAAGGACCGGCGGGCCAAGUUUCUGGAGUGGAUGGGACUGAGCGUGGAUCAAAGUUUGGGGGAGAAUUCUGUGGAAAUAACGAGUGAUGUAGCAGGGGUGGUUGAGAGAGUUGGAGAGAGUAGUGGGGCUGUGUUGAGAACCACCUCAUGUUUUGAGGAUGAGUUUUGUUUGAGUCGGUCAUUUGUGUCUUGUCGGUGUAAUGACCAUUCCAAUUCCUCAAUUGAGUUGGAUUGGAAGGAUGAUUCUGCAUGUAGAGAUGGGAAUUUAGGGAAGCCUUUGGAGUGUAAUGCAGAUGAAGUGAGGCUGGAUCCGAAUGCACGUGAAGGUCAAGAAGUGACCGAAGAGUCUAAGCGCACUCCGUGUUCUUCAUCUUCAUUGUCUCAACAAUUGAUGGAGAAUCGAAUGGAGGAGGCGAACGCUAGAGCUGGGAUACUGAAGAGAGUUAAGAAGGGGUGGUUAGGUAGGUUGCGGUCAAUCACAUGCCUUGUUGAUACGCAUGGGGAGGAUGAUGAAUUGGCACACAAUGGCAAUGCUGCAAUCAUGGGGUUCAGGGCACAAAGAGUUAAGGUUCACCAGUGCAGGAAGCGGUUGAAGGAACUUUCAGCUCUUUACAUGGGGCAAGAUAUCCAGGCACAUGAGGGCGCAAUUUUGGCAAUGAAAUUCAGUCCCGAUGGACAAUACUUAGCGAGUGGUGGCGAAGAUGGGAUUGUGCGAGUCUGGCAAGUAGUGGAGAAUGAGAGAUGUGAUGAACAUGACAUUCCGAAAAUUGAUCCAUCCUGCAUUUACUUCACAGUGAAUCAUCUCUCUGAACUAAAUCCACUAUUUUCGGAGAAGGAUAAAAUAGGCAAAUCAAGUAGCCUUAGGAAAACAUCGGAUUCAGCAUGUGUUAUUUUUCCUCCUAAAGUCUUCCGGAUAUUGGAGAAACCAUUGCAUGAGUUUCAUGGGCAUGGUGAUGAUAUAUUGGAUCUCUCUUGGUCAAGUAGUAAUCAUCUUCUGUCAUCUUCUAUUGACAAAACUGUUCGUCUUUGGCAAGUUGGAUGCGGCAGUUGCCUCAAAGUCUUUUCCCAUAGUAAUUAUGUGACCAGUGUUCAAUUUAAUCCAGUGGAUGAGAAUUACUUCAUCAGUGGUUCAAUAGAUGGCAAAGUACGUAUUUGGGGAAUUUCUUGCUGCCAAGUUGUUGAUUGGAGUGACAUAAGAGAUAUAGUUACUGUGGUGUGCUAUUACCCUGAUGGGCAGGGAGGAAUUGUUGGCUCAAUGACAGGCAGUUGCCGCUUUUAUAAUAUAUCAGAUAAUCUUUUGCAAUUGGAUGCUCAAUUAUGCUUGCAAAGUAAAAAGAAGUCUCCGUGCAGAAAGAUUACAGGCUUCCAGUUUUUCCCACAAGAUUCGAGCAAGGUGAUGGUCACUACGGCCGAUUCACGAGUCAGAAUUCUUCAUGGUCUUACUGUGGUCGGCAAGUAUGCCGGACAACGAAAUGCAGGGAACCAGACAUCUGCUACAUUCACUUCAGAUGGGAAACAUAUAGUCUCCGUUAGUGAGGAUUCUAGUGUAUAUGUAUGGAACUGCAGUAAUCAUGAAGAACGAGUUCUCUCUCAGGCAAAAAAGAUCAGAUCUUGUGAGCGCUUUUCCACAAAUGUUUCUGUGGCGAUACCUUGGUCUGGAUUUAAAUGUGGGACCGUAGAAAAUGAGAGGCAACUUCAGGCUGCUGAUGAGAAUUUACAGGAGACUCUGCCUUUUUCCGCAUGUUUUUCUCUCAGCCAAGAUUCUUUCCUUGAGUCUAUCCCGAAGGGAUCUGCAACUUGGCCAGAGGAGAAGCUUCCAACUUCGAACCCACUGGCAAACCAAUCUACUAUGCUCAUAUCCGAGUACAAGUUUUUUAAAACUUCUUGCCAGAACACAUCCAGUUCUCAUGCAUGGGGUAUGGUUAUUGUUACUGCAGGAUGGGAUGGACGGAUCAGAUCGUUCCACAAUUAUGGUUUACCAGUACCCGCUUGAUACUAUAGUGGUCUUCAGCAUGGUUUUCAGAGAAUUGUAGCUAUCCCCUCUGCAGCACUCUUAUCGCGUAGGUGCCUGCUUAGUCCUAUUACAAGACGCCAAUCUAAUGGAUUGAUGUGUGACAUCACGUUCGGCAGCAUCAAUGGCCACAACAGGGUCAAGUUGACAUUUCUAGCAGGCAUGUGCACGAUCGAUGACAGAUUUGGUUCUCCGAUGGGGCCAUUUUAUGUCCAGACAGGUGGCUGAUAUUCCAUGGUUGUAAUGUAAUCCAAUUCGGAUCAGCCAGUGGCCAAGGUUAGCUUGUCCGGAUAGUUUAAUUAUAAUCAAUGUGGGAUGCUUUUGGUCUGCCGGUUCUCAAAUUUUAGAUGUGAAGUCAUUUGUUAGGAGAAAGCCAAUGAGAUAUGACAUCUAUAUAAUGCAGGUGCCUGUGGGCCUUGUAGAACAUCUUUGUUCUCUAAGAUGGAUAGGGAUUCAAGCGCUGGUGGCUGGAAUUCGUUUGGGAAAAAGAUGGUGGGGAACUCCACCAUUCCAUCGUGUUCGCCGGUCAGAAUGAUUGAAUUGUUUGUCUGCCAAAUCUUGUCCGUUUCAUGGUAGGGUCGAUGAGCUUUGGCUGGCAGUGGUAAUGUGCAGGAAUCCAUUUCGUCCGAAGUGGCUCGUUGCCUCGGCCAGGGGCUGGAAAACUGAGACUAUCCACUCUUUCGGAGAAGGCAUCUCUAACAGGAAUACGAUUUGCGGCUCGAGUCCAUGAAUGAGCACUCCUAACCGGGUUUUCUUCGACGUAGACCCUUGUAUAUACUUACACUGUCAGUUUAGUCUAACACCAGCUUAGUCUAGGCUCGAAUCGGUAGCGAUUUUGUUAACUUAACAGGAAUACCUUUUGAGAUUUAGUUAAUGUAAACUGCAAAUUUUCUUUCUCAUUUGUAAGUGGAAUAUUCAUGUGGUUUUUUCCUGCAUGUUCAUACUCGAAACUGAAUGGUAAUACUACGGUAGAAAAGUACACAAUUACACAA
This is a messenger RNA of Pyrus x bretschneideri (Chinese white pear), 3542 nucleotides long. RefSeq lists its product as uncharacterized. The record is from RefSeq and is a predicted model, not a curated record. Bases 361 to 2532 code for a protein of 723 amino acids. Gene Ontology annotation, molecular function: protein binding. Lineage: Eukaryota; Viridiplantae; Streptophyta; Magnoliopsida; Rosales; Rosaceae. The transcript is spliced from 9 exons.